This is a messenger RNA of Fusarium coffeatum, 789 nucleotides long. RefSeq lists its product as uncharacterized. Bases 1 to 789 code for a protein of 262 amino acids. The record is from RefSeq and is a predicted model, not a curated record. The transcript has 2 exons. Lineage: Eukaryota; Fungi; Ascomycota; Sordariomycetes; Hypocreales; Nectriaceae.
AUGGCUCCAGUGCGUCGGUAUCUCAGAAUAUCCAAAUAUUCGGUCCUUGAGUGCCGAAUUUAUCUCGACAAUCCCGCUCUAGCUCAAUCAUGGCUUCUCAACCCUCGGAAUCCAAUAUUGCCCAAGGUUAUUGAGAGCAUCCGUCCUUUAGUCCUACCAAAGCUUCGUGAAGAGAAAGAGAGAAUGAUGAAGAAGAAGAGCAAAAAGAAGAGUAUCAAGGAUGUGAUCGUCUCCGGUAAGCCCAUCCUUUAUGCUGGACGGGACAAGCUGCCACCGAAGCUUGAGUCUAACUCAUCUAAGCUUAUCGGAGAAACGGACAGCGUUCCUGUAGAUGUUGACGAUGAAUUUCGCGCCCCAGUUCUACAAGAGGAUGAUGAGGAUGAGGUGAGAUUGUCAGAUAUUCCAGUCGCCGAAACAACGACAAGACGCAGCAAGCGCCAGAGAGGAACAGCAGACCCGGAUCAAGAUGAUUCUGAGGCUUUUGAAGAUGAUGAAACAGCCUCGGCCAUUGAAAUCGACUCAGACACGGAGGCGCCCCCGCACAAGAGACCCCGGGCCAAGGAGGACGACGGUCUCAACACAAACGAUGACAAGAAGAAACUUGCAAUGGAUGUAUCAUAUGAGGGAUUUGCAAUCUAUGGCCUGGUACUGUGCCUCGUGGUCAAGAAGAGAGCGAGCGCUGCAGCCAGCAACAGCGGUGGGGUUGCAAAAGGCCGGCCAGAAGGUCAAGCCAUGAUGGAAAAUUGGAUAUCGUCAACUCAAGUGCCGGUUGGAGAGGAUAUCCCAUAA